Messenger RNA from Penicillium argentinense, 1662 nucleotides. Its product is annotated as exonuclease/endonuclease/phosphatase family protein. NCBI's taxonomy places the organism in Eukaryota, Fungi, Ascomycota, Eurotiomycetes, Eurotiales, Aspergillaceae. The record is from RefSeq and is a predicted model, not a curated record. The annotation marks the transcript as partial. The transcript has 2 exons. Gene Ontology annotation, molecular function: catalytic activity.
AUGGCCACUUUUCUCAGGGAUAAAGCUGUCUUAGAGGCGGACGUCAUUGCUGUCCAAGAGCCCUGGCGGAAUGAACAACAACACACAACCCACCAGCCGGCGACCGCAAAAUUCCAGCUGUUGUAUCCAGCGAUGCAGACCCGCCAGGAGCAGGGCCCUCGCGACCGUGAUUCAAAUUCUACCCAAGCAGGGGUAUGCCUAUUCGUCUCGAGGAAGGUUGACCCAGGCACCUGGUCGUGCCAACUUGUAUCACAGGAUUAUCAGCUACUGAAGCUCAGAAGAGCCAACCGGAACAGGGACUGGACGGACCUAUUCGUACACAAUGUGUAUAACAGGCCGGGGAGCAGCACCCUAACCCAGCUGAGAGACAAGCUGGCAAGGCUUCCUAUGGCCGAGCAUAUAGUAGUAGGAGACAUGAACGCUCACCACCCAGCUUGGGGAUGGCCAGGAACUAAGAUCGACGACGAAGCUGAACAACUGCUGCAAAUCACAGACGAGCAGGAGCUCGAGCUGAUCACCGAGGAAGGGAAAGCGACCUGGACGAGAAACGACCAAUCAUCAGUGAUUGACCUUACCUUCAUCAGUCCCAGCCUCAGCGGCAGAAUAAUCCGCUGUGGGCGGGCGGAUGACAUUGAGCACUCAUCAGAUCAUUUUCCUAUUAGAACCACGCUUGAUAUCGAGACGCCGAUAUUAACGCAGCAGAGAAGGAGAAAUUGGAAAGCGACUGAUGACGGCAAACUUAUCCGAAAGGUCGAAGAAGGCAUACAAGAAAGAGAUCUACCCAUGGUAGGCCACCGACAGAUCGAGGAGCAAUGUCAGAAGCUACUAGGCGUCGUACAAUGCGCAAUUGACUUUUCAACCCCGUGGGCAAACCCAUCGAUAUGGUCGAACCCCGACUUUGACGAAGAGUGCGGGGCCGCCGUCAAAGAAGUUCGGCGACUACGACGUAUUCACACGAGGACAAAGGACCCCUACGACUGGAUGCUAUACUCCAAGGCACGCAACAAAAAGACACGUCUGGUUAAGAGGGCACUCUCCCGGGCACAUCGACGCCGAGUCCAGCAGGUAAUCGAAGAUGGACCUCAGGGAAUGUGGCGCCUCGCCAAAUGGGCCAGAAAUCGUAACGGAGCCUACGAGAGAGGCCUCACACCCUCACUAAAAACGAACUUGCCGUUACAAGACGAACUUGCCGAGACAGUCGACCAGAAAGCGGAGGCUUUCCGGACGGCCUUUUUCCCACAGCCGCCACCUGCGGACCUCACGGACACUGCCUUAUUUCGAUACCUAGAGCCGAUUGAAUUCCCACCAAUUACGACACAAGAGAUACAGGAAGCUGUGAGAACAGCAAAGGCAGGAAAAGUGCCAGGAGCUGAUGGGAUCCCGAACUCCCUCUGGCACAAAUUGAUCGAGGUGCCAGUGGUACUGCAAUUGCUCGAACAGCUGUUCAAUGCUUGCAUACGCACUGGCUACAACCCAACACACUUCCAACAAUCAAUCACGGUGGUCCUACGAAAGCAAGGCAAGAGUGACUACCAACUGGCAAAGUCCUACCGACCGGUGGCGCUUCUAAAUACUCUCGGAAAGUUUCUCGAAGCAGUGGUCGCACGACGAAUCAGCUAUGCCGUGGAAACCGAGGGUAUCUCCCAAAGACCCAUCUCGGGG